AGCGCGUCCGCGUCGUUCUCGUGCCCCGGAUGUUGUUUGAGCGCGUGUUCGGUGGCUCAGCUGGUCGGUGCCGGUUUAUCAGCAGCGUUUAACAUUGUUGCUCGUCGCAUGCACACGCACCAGCAUAAUGUCCAUGGACGUGACGUUCCUCGGGACCGGCUCCGCGUACCCGUCCCCGAGCCGCGGCGCGUCGGCGCUCGUGUUGAGGAGCGAAGGGGAGAGCUGGCUGUUUGACUGCGGAGAGGGAACCCAGACUCAGCUCAUGAGGAGCUGUCUCAAAGCCAGCAGAAUCACCAAAGUGUUCAUAUCUCACCUCCAUGGGGAUCAUCUGUUCGGUCUCCCUGGUUUGCUGUGCACCAUCAGUCUGAACUCGAGCCCCCAGCCGGAUCAGCCUGCACCCUGCGUGGACGUCUACGGCCCGCGGGGGUUAAGACGCUUCCUUCGUGUGGCGUUAGAGCUGUCCAGCUCUCAGCUGCUCUUCUCGUACGCGGUGCAUGAGCUGGAGCCGUCGGACGAGCAGUGUCCUGCGGAGGGCCGUCUCAGUCCUGCCCUGACCUCCAGCAGCGAUACGCUUCACCCUCAGGAGCGGCCCGGCACAAGAGUACAGCUGGACCCGCACACGGACUGCUACCACCUCAUUGAUGACAAACAGUUUGUGGUUGAAGCGUUCAGGCUCUACCACAGAGUCCCGUCCUUCGGGUUCUCCGUGCAGGAACGAGAGCGGCCAGGACGCUUAAACACUGAGCUGCUGAAAGAACUAGGUGUGAAACCAGGACCUCUCUAUGGGCGUCUGAAGAGUGGCGAGUGUGUGACUCUAGACGAUGGUCGUGUACUGAGCCCCGGCGAGGUGCUGGAGCCGCCGCUGAAGGGCCGGAAGGUGUGUGUGUUCGGGGACUGCAGCGGGCCCCUGGGGGAGGGGUUUAAGCGGGCGUGUCAGGGGGCCGAUGUGCUGGUGCACGAGGCCACUCUGGAGGACGGGCAGCAGGAGAAGGCCGUGGAGCACGGGCACAGCACUCCUAGCAUGGCCGCCGCGGCAGCCGCCUGCGGUGCACAAACGCUGGUCCUGCAUCACUUCAGCCAGCGCUACAAACCCCUAACCCUGCGGCGGGACGGAGACGACGACGACGUGACCCAGCUUAAGAGACAGGCUGAGCUCGUGCUGCAGGGGUCCGGGACCGAGGUCAUCCUCGCUGAAGACUUUCUCACGCUGCCUGUUGUGCUCAAGAAGAAUUAGUGCCUUGUGUUUCGAUUUAUAUUUUAAUACAAUAAUUUUUUUUUAAUAAAGUCUGCCAUUUUUACCGUUUUCUUGA
Puntigrus tetrazona (Sumatra barb) is the source of this 1310-nucleotide messenger RNA. RefSeq names its product elaC ribonuclease Z 1 (gene elac1). NCBI's taxonomy places the organism in Eukaryota, Metazoa, Chordata, Actinopteri, Cypriniformes, Cyprinidae. The record is from RefSeq and is a predicted model, not a curated record. Gene Ontology annotation, cellular component: nucleus. Gene Ontology annotation, molecular function: 3'-tRNA processing endoribonuclease activity.